This is a messenger RNA of Gracilinanus agilis (Agile Gracile Mouse Opossum), 2121 nucleotides long. RefSeq names its product EF-hand domain family member B (gene EFHB). Gene Ontology annotation, molecular function: calcium ion binding. The transcript is spliced from 10 exons. NCBI's taxonomy places the organism in Eukaryota, Metazoa, Chordata, Mammalia, Didelphimorphia, Didelphidae. The record is from RefSeq and is a predicted model, not a curated record. Bases 1 to 2121 code for a protein of 706 amino acids.
AUGGACUCCGAAGUGGCCUCGGGGCCCUCGCCGGGGGUGGGGACUUCCAGGACUGCGGAGUUCUCGGAGGUCUCGGAGCUCCUGAAAACCCUCCCAGGUAUCAGGACACGUCCUUGCUUAGAGAAAUACUCGGUCCUGGGCGUGAGAAGUCCCCCGCGGAGGAGGCCAGUGAACAUCAUGCCUCCUUUUGGCUCGGAGCCCCGGCUUGAGCCAUCUCUGAGGAGCAGCUCGGGGAGCGACAGCCACUUGGUGUGUAUGGAGAAUGAAGGGAUACCGGGCAUGGUGAUGCGCCCUGCCGAGAUGCGUGCCCCGGAGGGCACGAGCCUUCUUAAGGACAUGUCGCCCACGGAGACAAACCCUGAUUUGGGCAUGAAGUCUGGUUUGGGAUUAGGAACCCAUCCCCCCACGGCCAUGGACAGUAGGGACGAUGACCCGGAGACUCGGCAGAAAAUUCAGGAGAAGGUGGCCAUGCAACUCUCCUAUUGUCCGAAGACCAACGAGAGGUUUAUAAGAGAGCUCUCAGAAGAGAUCUUUUCCCCGGAACCCACCUUGGAGGUGGAGACGGAGCCUUCGUGCCAGUUAGAGGUUGGACUGCCCAGUAGGGUGAUGCCCAAGUUGGAACCGGCUAUCGAGGGCCCUGUAGGGCUGGUGAUAGAGCCACCAGGUUAUGACUAUAACUUGAAGCCUGAAGAACUUCCAAAGCCUGAAAAAUUUUUGGAACCUGGAGUGGAGCAUCCAGAUAAUGUCCGACCCAUUUAUCUCGGGAAAUUUUUUGACCGGACCCCUUGCUGGCCAAGUUCAGAGAUUAGUGCCAGAGAGAUCGUGAAUCCACCAAAAUCCUUUGAACAAGUACAAGAAGAAGCAAAGGAGGGACAUGAUCUGUACGUUGUGUCGCACAAUGAUUAUCAAGUAGGGGAAGUGAAGAAUAGGAACUAUAACCCAGCAAGUUUUCAUAAAUUAAAAACUUUUGGAGUGGAAACGCCACACACUAACAGUGGCCGAAGUUUAGCAAAAUCUUUAUGUUGGCUCCACGAACUACAAAUGAAAAAAGGCAGUAAAAUAAUUUCUAAAAGAGUUGAUGAUUUCAAACAGAAGUAUGAACACCAACUUGGAAAAGUCUGGGAUCCCAUUGCAGACACAAUGACUGUCCCACCAGACCACACCUUUGGGAUAUUUCUGGAACCAGACGAGUAUGGGGCUGCCGACUUAAUCUACAACCGAGUACCAAGCGAGUAUCGUCGUGGCAAAGAUCGUGAGUGGUCUGUCCUUCAAACUGUCCGGCAGCAGCUGAAGAAAGUGAACUACCACAACUUUGAUUCUUUGCUGUUAGCAUUCAGGCAUUUCGACAGGAAUGGAGAUGGGUUCAUAGACAAACUAGAGUUCCAGAGAGCCUGUUUCCAGGUGAACCUGCAACUGGACCAGAUACUCCUGGAUGAACUAUUUGAUUACUGUGAUUUGGAUAAGGAUGGCAGGAUUAACUAUCUAGAAUUUGCCAAUUUUCUGAACUGGAAAGGCAAAAUGCCUAUUCAAGAAUUUGAAGAAAAGAUCCUCAUGAAAGGGAAAAAAGCAUCUGACAAUUCUCCAUGCCUCACUCUUGAAGAGGACAAGUCAAAUCCCUUGAUCAGACCUGAAGAUAUUGUAAAAGAAGAACCUGGAAGUGAAACGAAGAGCCCUCUCACUCUCUCUCGACCAACAGAUAAAGUAUUUGCUGAUUAUAAAACAUCUUCUUCUCAGAUUAAUUCAGUUGUAGGAGGCAUUUCUCCAAUGUGUAUCCCCAUGUGUGGUGUCCCAACAAUUCGUUCUGACGUCGCUGCCCCUCGUUUUCGUCGCAUCAGUGAUAGGAACAAUUAUGGUGAUUCAGGCGAUGCUUAUUCAUUGCUGUACCCAUCUGUCUUCAGUGAAAAAGGAGUGUUUGAAAGAGACUUCUUUAAGGCUAGAUCAAAAGAAGAGAUUGCCCGGAUAUUACGGAAUAUUGGUGUCAGCCUUACUGAUGAGACCUUUGAACAAGUGUGGAAUUUGGCUGCUCAGAAACAUCACAGGAGAGAAGUUUGCAUAGAGUCUGUGAGAAACGUCUUAGAUGAAAUGCAGCAUUGUGAAAGAUUCAGAAGGCAUCAAAUAUAA